AUGCCGACUAAAGUGCUCGAUUUAUUAGAUGAAAUGAAUAUUGAACCUAAUCAAGCUAUUCUCGCUGUUUUAUUUAGUGCUUGUUCUCGAGUUGCUAAUGAUCGAGCAAUGAAAAUUGGAAGAAAACUUCUUGAUGAAAUGCCUAAGAAUUUUGUAAAUGGCAAUUAUAUUCAAAAUUCAGCAAUAAAUAUAUUAAUAAGAUUUGGUGAUGUUAGAAGUGCGAGAAAUCUUUUUCACAUGAUCCGAAAAAAGAACAUAAUUACUUAUGGAACUACGAUGAAUGAAUAUAAUAUAAAUAGUGAACCAUUGAAAAGUUUAAAACUUUUUGAAGAAAUGAAGCGAAAUGAUAUAAAUGCCGAUGCAAUCGUAUUAAUCAUACUGAUUGGUGCAUGUGCACGACUUGGUAUGCUUUCAAAAUGUCAAUCAAUUGUUGCUCAAAUACCUUUGCACUUCUAUGAGAAUCAACGUAUACGCAAUUCAUUAAUUGAUAUGUGGAUUGAUUGUUUAAGUCGCCUUUUUUUAUUUGAUGAAGCACAAAAGCUAUUAGAAGAUUAUGAAAAAUCCAAUCCACCUUAUUCAGCUAUGUACAGUGAUCAUGAAGAAGCAGAGAAUAUUCGAUUGAAUCGAAUAAAAGAACAAUUCAAAGCUCAUGACCGUUCUCAUUCUCGAUCAAAAGAAAUUUAUGCUGAAGCUGAACGUAUAUCAUCUGAACUUAUUAAACAUGGACAUAAUUAUGAUUCAAGUUGGAUUACUCGUCCGUUACAUGAAAAUGAAAAAAUGGAAUCUAUUUUAUGUGCUCAUAGUGAACGACUUGCAAUUGCCUUUAAUUUUAUUCAAGAAACAAAACCAUCGUUUAUUCAAAUUACAAAAAAUUCUUCGUGUCUGCGGUGA
Messenger RNA from Rotaria socialis, 891 nucleotides. The record is from the annotation of a GenBank genome assembly. NCBI's taxonomy places the organism in Eukaryota, Metazoa, Rotifera, Eurotatoria, Philodinida, Philodinidae.